Molecule: messenger RNA, 1664 nt
Organism: Bemisia tabaci
Lineage: Eukaryota; Metazoa; Arthropoda; Insecta; Hemiptera; Aleyrodidae
Product: actin, muscle
Source: RefSeq, a predicted model, not a curated record
CGUGGGAUUCCCAUCUAAGGAGGCCGAUAUUUUGGGAACGGACUAGCCCCCAGACUCCCGCGGAAAUAUAGAUAGGUGCCCCGGCCUUCCCAAACUCAUUCGUUCACCGCACUCAGGCCGAACCGCAUCUAUUCUCUUAGCAAAGGUGACAACAAAAACAAAUCAAGAUGUGUGACGAUGAUGUAGCAGCCUUAGUUGUCGACAAUGGAUCCGGUAUGUGCAAGGCCGGAUUCGCCGGGGAUGACGCUCCCCGUGCUGUCUUCCCCUCCAUCGUCGGUCGGCCAAGACAUCAGGGUGUCAUGGUCGGUAUGGGUCAAAAAGACUCAUACGUAGGUGACGAAGCCCAGUCCAAGAGAGGUAUCCUCACCCUGAAAUACCCCAUCGAGCACGGUAUCAUCACAAACUGGGAUGACAUGGAAAAGAUCUGGCAUCACACCUUCUACAACGAGCUCCGAGUUGCCCCAGAAGAGCACCCCAUCCUCCUGACCGAAGCCCCCCUCAACCCCAAGGCCAACCGUGAAAAGAUGACUCAGAUCAUGUUUGAAACCUUCAACACACCCGCCAUGUACGUCGCCAUCCAGGCUGUGCUCUCCCUGUACGCCUCCGGUCGUACCACCGGUAUCGUCUUGGACUCCGGAGAUGGUGUCUCCCACACCGUCCCCAUCUACGAAGGUUACGCCCUCCCCCACGCCAUCCUCCGUUUGGACUUGGCUGGUCGUGACUUGACCGACUACCUCAUGAAAAUCCUCACUGAACGUGGUUACAGCUUCACCACCACAGCUGAGAGAGAAAUUGUCCGUGACAUCAAGGAGAAAUUAUGUUACGUCGCCUUAGACUUCGAGCAGGAAAUGGCCACCGCCGCUGCCUCCACCUCAUUAGAAAAGUCCUACGAAUUGCCCGACGGACAGGUCAUCACAAUCGGAAACGAAAGGUUCCGUUGUCCAGAGGCCCUCUUCCAGCCAUCCUUCUUGGGUAUGGAAUCUUGCGGUAUCCACGAGACCGUCUACAACUCCAUCAUGAAGUGUGACGUCGACAUCCGUAAGGACUUGUACGCCAACACAGUCUUGUCCGGAGGUACCACCAUGUACCCUGGUAUCGCCGACAGAAUGCAAAAGGAAAUCACCGCCCUGGCCCCAUCAACAAUCAAGAUCAAGAUCAUCGCUCCCCCCGAAAGGAAGUACUCCGUAUGGAUCGGUGGUUCCAUCUUGGCUUCCCUGUCCACCUUCCAACAGAUGUGGAUCUCCAAGCAGGAAUACGACGAAUCCGGCCCAGGAAUCGUUCACCGCAAGUGUUUCUAAGUUAUUCGAACUUCCUCAUCAAAACAAACGAAUCUCUUUCCAUCUUUGUUUCAUUACCCAACAUCUUUUGCAAUCUACAUCAAAUGUACAUAUUAUCCUCAUCUCAAUUGCAAGGACUUAUUGCUAAGUUGUUCCUUUAUUGUUUUUACGCGUUUUGUAAUUCAUUUAUUAAUUUAUUUAUCGAUUUAUUUAUUUAUUAUUUACUCUCUUUCAAUCGUGAACCUCGCUCGGACGGCGUGCGCAAGUGUGGGCUGACUAUUUAAUUUCAAUUGUAAUUUAUUAUAUUUAUUUUCUUUGUAAGACUCUGUACAAUUUCCAUGACCACACAAAUAUAACAACAAUAUUUCAUUUAUUUUUUUUGUUAAA